Molecule: messenger RNA, 1044 nt
Organism: Trifolium pratense (red clover)
Lineage: Eukaryota; Viridiplantae; Streptophyta; Magnoliopsida; Fabales; Fabaceae
Exons: 3
Coding region: 1-1044 (347 amino acids)
Source: RefSeq, a predicted model, not a curated record
AUGUCGCCUUACAUCUUUGUACUUUGCAUGGAUAAACUCACUCAUCUUAUUGCUGAAUCAGUGGAUAGUGAAAACUGGCAUCCUUUAAAAGUUGGUAGAUCAAGACCCCCAAUAUCACAUUUAAUGUUUGCGGAUGAUUUGCUCUUGUUUGGAAAGGCUACAGAAAUAAAUAUGAAAGCCAUCACAGACUCUUUGGAUAGGUUUUGUGACUUGUCAGGUUUUAAAGAAGCUUCUUCUCUUGGUAAAUACUUGGAUAUUCCAUUAGUGGGCAGGGCUCCUCGAUGCAGUGAUUUUGAGCAUCUAGUAAAUAAAGUCAAACUGAAGCUCUCAGGGUGGAAGACAACAAAUUUAUCUUUUGCCGGGAGAGCGACACUCACAAAAUCUGUUAUUCAAGCAAUCCCGAUUUAUUCUAUGAUGACUACACCUAUUCCAAAAAGUGUUUUAAUGGACAUACAACGACUACAAAGGAAUUUUAUUUGGGGACAUGAGGAAGGUCAAAAGAAAAUGCACAUGAUCAAGUGGGACACGUUGAUGCGGGACACGUUGAAGCUGCCUAAGGAGAAUGGCGGGCUAGCAGUUCAAAACUUGCCUAUCAUGAACCAGGCUUGUCUUAUGAAAAUGGGAUGGAAUUUGAGAGAAGGAAAUAAUAUGCAAUCGUGUGAUAAUUUUCGUCUAUUUGAGAACUGGUCGAUUGGACAUGGGAAAUCAGUCCAUGCUUGGAGGGACAAGUGGUUGGAGGGUGGCAUUGUAUUAGCUCAAUGUAUGGAAAAUAUAACAGAAGAAAUUACUCAGUGGACAGCGAAUAUGGUGGAUGAGGAAGGAAAUUGGAAGACGCGUAUGUUAUCUCUUAUGCUAUCUCCGGAGAUAAUGAGUAGGAUAACAACCUUGCCUCCUCCUAUUGAUACUGAUGGCGCGGAUGAGAGAGUUUGGCCGGGAGAUCCUUUGGGGAGAUUCACCAUUUCAAGUUGCAUGCGGUUACCAUGCGUUAGAGCCGGAUGCAAGGUGGAAACACAUAAGGAAUCUAGUGUUGGAAAAAUAUUAUGA